UGUUCAAGUACCUCAAUGAGGAUCUUGAGGAAUCAUCCUCAAACGAGUCUACUGAUUAAUAGGUCGGGCUUCCCUUCAAGCAUGCUACUGGCGCCAAGUUCCGCAUAUUUUGGUCUUCGGCAGAGGUAGCUCGGAGGAUUGGUGGAGAUCACCGAAUAAGCACCGAAAUAACUGCGAAACGUACUCCAGCACUGCCUGGGUUGGGAAACUAGAGCCGACCGAACUACCAACCUCGGUGUCAAAGCGAAUUCCUUUCAAUGCUCGUGGUCUACCUACUAUCCUUACGCUUGCUAGAUCUUGUGUUCUCCAAUCCGUUGAUACUCCAGUAAACGAUUUCAAUCCCGACAAUGGUCAAAGUAGCAGUUGCCGGUGGGACCGGAAAUGUAGCCACCGAGCUUCUACGAGAGCCCAUUGCCUCCGGCAAGCAUGACAUCACCAUCUUGACCCGCAAAGAUCCUCCUACCGGGAACCCAAUCGGAGGUGUAUCGUACAAGAAGGUUGAUUAUUCUUCGGUUGAGAGCCUGACUGAAGAGCUUCGCGGUUACGAUGUUUGCCUGAGUUUCCUCAUCAUCAUGGACGAGGCGGGGUUCCAGGCACAGAAAAAUCUAAUUGAUGCGUGUGUUGCUGCCGGUGUGAAGAAGUUUGCGCCAACAGAAUGGGGGAUCAAAACCAACUCGGGCAUCCGCGCCUACGCUCCCAAAGACCGCACAGCCGCUUAUCUCUCCUCCCUCAACACGCCCACCCCAAAACUAAACUACUGCCUCUUCCACCCCUCCAUCUGGAUGGACUACUUCGCCCACCCCUACCCCCUCUCCCCCAAUCUCAUCACCUGGCCUUUCUUCAUCGACCCCCACACCCGCCACGCCAUCCUCUUCGACGACGAAGCCCACAACACGGCGCCCCUCGUCGUGACCGCCAUCUCCGACGUCUCUUACAUCCUCGCCCUCGCCCUCGACGACGCCUCCCCCUGGCCAUCCGAAGGCGGCAUCCGCGGCGCCCGCACCAGCAUCGCCGAACUCUUCGCUUUAGCGCAGCGCAUCCGCGGCGGCGAGUGGCACGUCGAGCGCGUGAAGCUGGCGGAUCUCGAGGCGGGGAACUUGACGACGAGGUGGAUUCCCGAGUUUACGCAUCCGGCGAUCCCCGAGGCGCUGAGGGAGGGGUUUUCGAGGGAGUUUGUUGUCGAGUUUAUGAAGGCUGUGGUUAGGGGCGCUUGGGAUGUGGGGGAUGAGUGGAAUAGAAGGUUUCCUGGUUAUAGGUUUAAGGGGUUGGAGGAGUAUUUGGUGGAGGCUUGGAGGGGGAGGGAGUAGGGUUUGAAAGAGAAGAAGGAUGAUGGAGAGUAAUGCUGGAAUUGGUGAAGCAUUUACGAGAAAAGAAGUAUAUACAGGUUUUCCAAUGUCGUCUUAUGAACAGCUGACCUUCUGCCUUGU
This is a messenger RNA of Westerdykella ornata, 1427 nucleotides long. RefSeq names its product NmrA-like family protein-like protein. The transcript is spliced from 3 exons. The coding region runs from base 348 to 1307 and encodes 319 amino acids. The record is from RefSeq and is a predicted model, not a curated record. Lineage: Eukaryota; Fungi; Ascomycota; Dothideomycetes; Pleosporales; Sporormiaceae.